UCGGAAACUUUACGGCCAUGCGACGGCGAUGAUUAAAAGGUCUACCAGUCGCUAAGCUGUUGGGUUUUAACGUCAAGUAUAUGACUCACUCAAUUAUAACCGAGAGAAUGCACGGCGAUCCGUUCCGGACAAAAGCUACACAGUCCGCAGACAAUGAAAGCAGACUUGUCUCCAACGUUAACAAUUUGCGUGUCUGAAUGCAUCUGCUUCCGUUCUAAUCCAUGUCAAAGUCUCUUACUGAGGACUUUGAACCGCAGGACUUCGCCCGGCGGGGUAUCAAGUUUUCGUAAGUCCCUCACGCCACCUCCUUAAUUGCGGUACCUAUUGCGGGUAGACUUUGAGCUCGCUAUCCCACGACCGCAGAUAUGGUCCAUUAUUUGGAAUAGACAACACUAUAAAAAUACCCAGGAGACGGGAGGAGGAGGAGGAGAGAGGGUGGACGUAAUACGCACAGAAAUGCGUCUCAGCCUAACAUUGGAGAACAACGGCUCCGUCGCAAGGGACCACCUAGCCUCCGAGAGGACAUUCCUCGCAUACGUGAGAACCUCCCUCGUCCUAGCCUCUACCGGCGUCGCUCUCGUACAGCUGUUCUCCAUCGCAACCCGUACCGCGUCGUUCUCCCCAACGAGCGCUAUCAUGCAAGGAUACGCCAGACCCCUCGGAGCCACGACAGUCCUCUUGGCGUUGGGGAUACUGGGCGCAGGCGUGUCGAGGUUCUUCUCCGUUCAGGCAGCUCUCACGGAGGGUAAAUUCCCCGUCGCGCGUACAGUGGCCAUCAUCAUCACCGGUUGCAUGGCAACGCUCGUCGCAUUGCUGUUUGCUUUCGUGUUGGCUGCGAGGACAUAAAAUUCGGCAACAUGCUUUGCAAAAAUUUACCAUGUUAUCAGAAUAAUUUUUUGUAGUAUCUUCAUGUACACAACACCUAUACGCGUACGAAUAUGUACUACGCAAACAGGAAAACAGGAAAUCUGGUAUUGACGGGUAGUAGGAUUCCUUAAGGAUUCAUAAUCAGCUGAUACCAAGCCCUUAUGGCGUAGUGGUAGCGCGUCGC
Molecule: messenger RNA, 1051 nt
Organism: Guyanagaster necrorhizus
Lineage: Eukaryota; Fungi; Basidiomycota; Agaricomycetes; Agaricales; Physalacriaceae
Exons: 2
Coding region: 457-846 (129 amino acids)
Source: RefSeq, a predicted model, not a curated record